GCCGCGGCCCGCGCUGGAGGCUGAGCGCCGCGGCCGCCGAGCGCGCCGGCGCCGGGCCAUGUACUCGGGGAACCGUAGCGGCGGCCAGGGCCACUGGGAGGGCGGCGGGGCCGCGGGCGCCGAGGGGCCGGGACCGGCGGGGACGCUCAGCCCCGCGCCGCUGUUCAGCCCGGGCACCUAUGAGCGCCUGGCGCUGCUCCUUGGCUCUAUCGGGCUGCUGGGCGUCGGCAACAACCUGCUGGUGCUGGUCCUCUACUACAAGUUCCAGCGGCUCCGCACUCCCACCCACCUCUUGCUGGUCAACAUCAGCCUCAGCGACCUGCUGGUGUCCCUCUUCGGGGUCACCUUUACCUUCGUGUCCUGCCUGAGGAACGGCUGGGUCUGGGACACCGUGGGCUGCGUGUGGGACGGGUUUAGCAGCAGCCUUUUCGGGACUGUUUCCAUUACCACCCUAACUGUGCUGGCCUAUGAACGUUAUAUUCGCGUGGUCCAUGCCAGAGUGAUCAAUUUUUCCUGGGCCUGGAGGGCCAUUACCUACAUCUGGCUGUACUCACUGGCAUGGUCUGGAGCACCUCUGCUGGGCUGGAACAGGUACAUCCUGGAUGUACACGGACUAGGCUGCUCUGUGGACUGGAAAUCCAAGGACGCCAAUGACUCCUCCUUUGUGCUUUUCUUAUUUCUUGGCUGCCUGGUGGUGCCUGUGGGCGUCAUAGUCCAUUGCUAUGGCCAUAUUCUGUAUUCCGUUCGCAUGCUUCGUUGUGUUGAAGAUCUUCAGACAAUUCAAGUGAUUAAGAUUUUAAGAUAUGAAAAGAAAGUGGCCAAAAUGUGCUUUUUAAUGAUAUCUACCUUCCUGAUCUUUUGGAUGCCUUAUAUCGUGAUCUGUUUCUUGGUGGUUAAUGGUUAUGGACACCUGGUCACUCCAACAGUCUCAAUUGUUUCAUAUCUCUUUGCUAAAUCAAGUACUGUAUAUAAUCCAGUUAUUUAUAUCUUCAUGAUAAGAAAGUUUCGAAGAUCCCUUCUGCAACUGCUAUGUUUCCGACUGCUGAGAUGCCACAGGCCUGCUAAGGACCUACCAACCAAUGGGAGUGAAAUGCAGAUCAGACCCAUUGUGAUGUCACAAAAAGAUGGGGACAGGCCAAAGAAAAAAGUGACUUUUAAUUCUUCUUCCAUCAUUUUUAUCAUCACCAGUGAUGAAUCACUGUCAGUUGAAGACAGUGACAAAACCAGUGUGUCAAAAGUUGAUGUAAUCCAAGUCCGUCCUUUAUAGGAAGGAAUAGUGGUAAUGAAAGACAAGGCCUUGUAUUGACAACUACUUUUAGGCUUCCAUUAUAAGGACUGUUUUGGAAUCCUCAUUCUAUGUUAAUAUUGUUGGAGAGGAAAAAUUUUCCUCUGCCCUACAAGAUUCUUCUGGCUGGUCUAGGAAUUAAAUUAACAUCAGACAGAUUAACAGGAGAAAAAAAAAGUUUAAUUCUGUGUGCAAGGAGGCCAAGUAAUAAAAUUGAGACCCAAAGAAAUGAGCAAGGCAUGCAGCUUUCAUACGUUUUAGACAAAGAAACAUAAAUCUAUAAGGAAUUGUCAGGACAAAGAAAUUUAUGUUUGGGAGCUUCAGUUAGUAGAGUUCUAAACAGAAUUUGGGCUGGGGUAGUAAUUUAGUAAAAGUAACAAGGUUUGCUUAUGUAGACUUCUUCAGCCCUGAAUUCUCUGUCUCUGAUGAUACAGAUGUCCCUCUGACCUUCUGGUGCAGGGAGGUAUCUUUCGCGUGAGAGAUUUCCUGCUUUCAGGGGAACAAAGGAAGGUCAGAGCAUCUUUUAUACACUUGCUGUUUCUUAAUAACUUGAAUUCAAAGUAAUCAUUAUGCGAUGGUGGCAUAUUUUGGGGCAGCCUACCCUAGGGCCCCGCAAUAUCAACAGAACUUUUGUGGCCCAGCAGGAAGUAUGAAUUGCCCAUAUGCUUUCUGGCCACUGGAAACAACUGAGCAAGACAAAUUGUUUUAAUUCAAUGGGUGCUUUCCACAAUGAAAAACCACUUAUGGCACAAGAUGGGCAUCUGGCACCAUCAACUUCUAACAUGUUGGAAAUUUUCAUUUUGAAUAUAUUUUUUUAAAUGACACUAUUUUCCAAGGCACAUAGAUGUUUUUCUCAAAAAUACUUAGCUGUAUUUACAGCUCAAAAAUAGCUGUAAAAAUAACUUUGUAUCAUACACAUGUGAAAUCACUAGGAAAUCUCGAAUCUUCUGUAGUGUUGGAUCCUAAUCACUGUCACAUCCUAUGUUUGACCAAAUUUAUCAGAGUCAAUUCUAGGGUGACAAAGAAAUUCAGUGCCCUGGCUUCCUCCAAAACAAAAGACUUGCCAUAUAUGCAGUAUGAUAAAGAUGAGUUUCAGAUGAAUAUGCUGCUAAGCAAGCUCUAGAAGGGUUAUUAAAAAGCACACAGCAAAGAUGGUGAAUUUCAAGCUAAUCAUAGCAUCUAAGAAAUCAUACAUUAUCAGAGGGUGUACAUGAAGAAGGAUGUGUUGAUGGCAGAUAGGUAUCUCCAUCUGUUUCAUUUCAAACGUAACUUGGCCAGAUUAUCCUUUUUAACAACUUGCCACAAUUUUGCCAAGAGUUUUGGGUUUAGAAAAGAAGUUCCAAGCAAAAAAAUGAAACCUAAUUUGAAGGGGGUGAAAGUAAGUGUAAAACAGUACUCAUAAAGUGUAUUAUUUAAUCUCUUUUGCUCUUCAAUCAGUCUACUGGACAAUCAAUGCUCAGUGUUAGUAAAGAGGCCAUUUCCCCAUAAGUCAUUGUUUAGACUUAACAUGGAUUAUUAGAACUCAAAGAUUUCUUUGACAAUGUAAAACAGAAACUGAAUCAUUUUAUUGUAUUGCCUAGUUUUUAUUUCUUAGAUGACUAUCCCACUUAGCGGAGCAUCUACAUAAAUAAUCAUGUUUGAAAGACUUCUAAGUAAUUCAGUUGGCCUAUUGAAGAAGGAAGACCAAAGAAAAUGUUUUCACUAAAUGAAAUUUUCAAAAUCAAGUUUAUUGCUGGUUCUGCCAUAGCAAGUUAGUAAACUGCUUCUGGGAGUCUUAAAUGGAAUAAUUUCUAUGAAAACUGUCUUCCCUUAUUUCCUUUCCACUCUGUUGUAUAUAUUAUUUAAUUUGUAAAUAAAACUCUUCUUAGUCUUCACUUAGUAUGGCAUUAAUGGCCCUUUUUUAAUCUUCAAAAGGUAAUACUGGCCUUUGAAGACUGUGAAGUAAAAUUUGUUCAUUUUGUAACUCUCUAGAGUGCCCCAAAUUCCUCAUUUACAUUUCUAGUUUUAGUACGUGAAUCUGAGUUCUGUGUUGGAGAAGUUCCAUCCAGGGGAUCAAAAGUGAACUUAACAUGUUUGCCAAAUUGUAAUUUUUAGUCCUAGGUGUUGAGUCAAUCUUAUGAUGACCUUCUUUAUGUCCUUUAAAGAAAGGAUGUGGUCUGUCUUCCUCAAGGCCUCUGGUGUUUUACUUUUGGAGAAGUGAAAGAGAUCUUAGUCAUUGCAUUUUUAUAUUUAGAAUGACCACACCUAUGUGUAGUGUUGUAGGAAAACUGCCUUUUGCAACUUUGGUGGUUUGGGGUUGUUUUUUUUUUCUUUUUUUUUUUUCAAUAAUUUCAAUGAACACAGAGAAAUCCUAUACUGAAUUUCAUUGUAAGCUGGCAUAUAUCUUGCACUAGUGAAUUAAAUAUGAUGAUAGAAACAUGGUUUUUAUCCUUAGUUUUGGUUAUAAAGAAAUUAAACUAUUUGCUACUUCAGAACCUUUUAUGUCACCUGCUAAUGACAUUGGGAAUUUCUUUUAGUGACUCCAUGGAGUUUGCAGGAAAACAGGUCCUGUUUUCUGGAAGUAAGUGAGCCAGUCCCAUGGUCUUCUGACAUAGUGCAGGGGUCUCAAUGACAUGGAGCACAUAAGUAGGUAGGUGCUACCGAUGGCUAUCAGUGUUCCAAAGAAAAAGAGUCCUUUAUUUAUCACCUGUAAAAACAGCAAGAAGUCUCAUUUCAUUUGUCCAGAGAUUAAAAUCUUAAAAGACUUCCUUCUUAAACAACCAAGGAGUAUACAAUUUCUUCUUUAUUCUUUAACCUGAAACAGCAAUUUAAUUGAAUGACCACUAGGUCAAGGCCUACAAUGACCAGUAAGGUCUAGAAUUUGGAGCUUUCCUCCUAUCUCUGUCCUUUCUCCAUUCCCAGAAAUAACUGAGUCCAUGUGUUCUGUAUAGAGUUCUUUGCAGUCUCCCUG
This is a messenger RNA of Lynx canadensis (Canada lynx), 4235 nucleotides long. It is a transcript of the gene OPN3, whose product is annotated as opsin 3. Gene Ontology annotation, biological process: G protein-coupled receptor signaling pathway. The record is from RefSeq and is a predicted model, not a curated record. The transcript has 4 exons. Gene Ontology annotation, cellular component: photoreceptor outer segment; membrane. Gene Ontology annotation, molecular function: G protein-coupled receptor activity. The coding region runs from base 59 to 1267 and encodes 402 amino acids. NCBI's taxonomy places the organism in Eukaryota, Metazoa, Chordata, Mammalia, Carnivora, Felidae.